Messenger RNA from Dromaius novaehollandiae (emu), 1309 nucleotides. RefSeq names its product collagen alpha-1(X) chain-like. Lineage: Eukaryota; Metazoa; Chordata; Aves; Casuariiformes; Dromaiidae. The annotation marks the transcript as partial. The transcript is spliced from 8 exons. Gene Ontology annotation, molecular function: extracellular matrix structural constituent conferring tensile strength. Gene Ontology annotation, biological process: extracellular matrix organization. The record is from RefSeq and is a predicted model, not a curated record.
GUGUCGGGGGCCGCGGUGAUAACAGCCGGGGCCGGCUGGCAGGGCCGAGCCAGGCCCCCCCGCCGCACCGCGCCGUGCCGGCAGCCCGAGCCCGGGCGGCAGCAUGGGCCCCCAGCGCCUGCUGCGCGCCCUCUGCAUCCUCUCGGCGCUGGCCGCCCGCCUGCCCCCCGCCACGGCCCAGUGGUUUUACGGCCUGGGCGGGGAGGAGACGACGCCGGAGCCGGGCGCCAGCCCCGCGGCCCCCACGCCGCCCGCCCCGGCCCGGGAGCAAGGCGGCGACGCCGGCGCGGAGCCCACGCGGAGAGUGCUGCUGAGCAAACCACCGCUGCCCUCGGCCCCCCGGGCGCGGGAGCCGCCCGCCAAGGCGCCCGCCAAGGGCCCCGGCCGGGCCCCGCCGCGCGCCCCGGCCCAGCCCCGCCGCCCCACGGCCGCCCCGGACAUCUUCGAGGGCAGCGCGGAGGAAGAGGAGUUCCUGCAGAUCCAGGCCACGGCGAAGGGGGUGCCCCGACGGGGCGCCGCGGCCCCCGCGACGGACGCUGCUCCCCAGAACGGCUCCCAGUGCGUCUGCCCGGUGCGCCCAGGCCCCCCCGGCCCACAGGGAGAGAAAGGCGACCGAGGGCCCCCGGGAGAAAAAGGCCAGCCGGGAUUCUCUGGAGAGAGAGGGAAGACGGGCAACCCGGGCCCGCCGGGUCACCAGGGGCCGCGGGGCCCCCCAGGGCCACCGGGUCCCCCAGGAUCCCCGGGGCCCCCGGGACCCCCGGGCGUUUCGGGAGCCAGGAGCCCCCCAGCGCCAGCCACCCUCACCAAGGGCUCGGACAACGAGCUGGGAGCAUCCAGCCCCGGGAAAAACCCAGGACCCCCGGGUGCCCCCGGGCAGCCCGGCCCCCCCGGCCCCCCAGGCUACCCAGGGCACGAAGGCCCCCCUGGGCUGCCGGGGCGGGAGGGCCAGCAGGGACCCCCUGGCCCGCCGGGGGCUGUGGGGCCACCCGGUUUCCCAGGGGCCGAAGGGCCUCCGGGGUCUCCGGGCUCGGCGGGGCCGGAUGGGGCCCCGGGGGCACCGGGACUGCCUGGCCCUCAAGGCCCCCCCGGGAUACCCGGGCACGAAGGGCCCCCCGGACCCCCGGGACCUGCGUCUCUCCCUGGCAAACCAGGGCUUCGAGGGGAGCCCGGAUUCCCCGGACUGAAGGGCGAGAAGGGCGAGCACGGACUGCCGGGCAUGCCGGGCAGCCCGGGGCGGACGGGCGACACGGGUGCCCCCGGCGCACCGGGUCCCGCGGGACCGCCGGGACCGGCAGGCGACUACCGGGUG